AUGAGUGACGAGGACGACAAUAGUGGGAAUGGCUGGGGAGUCUUUGUGGUUGUCGUCUGGGCUGUAGAGGGCAAGCAAGAGUCGGAUCUGACAACAGCAUCUGGGCUUGAGGGCUUGACGGUGUUUGGGAUUAGCAUAGCGGCGGAGCAAUUUGCAGUCUCUGUCAGAUCUAGGCUUGGAUGGGUUGAUAUUAGCACAAUGCUUGAGGAAGCUGUCAAUAUUUAUGUGAAGUUCUUGCAACUCCAAAUCAAGACAUUCUUAGAAGUACAUAAGCAAAAAAAGCCAAAGACUAUAUUUACAGACCAAGAUCCUGCAAUGGCAAAGGCAUUGGCCGAGGUGCUUCUAGAUACGUUUCAUGGAUUAUGUAGUUGGCAUAUAAUGCAAAAUGGAAUCAAGCAUUUGGGAUACCUGAUGAAGGAUGGCUCAUUUUUUCUUACAGAUUUUGCAACAUGCAUGUAUGAGCACGAGGAAGAGAAAGAAUUUGAAGAUGCUUGGAAUGCUAUGCUAUGCAAAUAUAAUGUUUGCAGCAAUCCAUGGUUGGAAAAGAUAUAUGAAAUUAAGGAGAAAUGGGCUAAAUGUUACAUGAAAGAGUUUGAAAGGGUCGCUAAUGAAAAGCACUAUAAGGAGCUAGAAGCUGAGUAUAAUUCUAGGCAAAAGUUAUCGAGAGUGAAGGUACAAAAAUCACCUGUACUACAACAAGCAGCGAAAAUCUACACUCCAUCAAUCUUUGAAAAGUAUUUCCAAGAAGAAUUUGAUUGGUCUUCAGCAGCUAUUAUAAAACAGCGUGAGGAAUCUACUCAUACACAUGAGUAUACGAUUGCCAUUGUAGAUGAAAAAAGAGAGCAUAAGGAGCAUAAGAGUUUUGGAAUUUUGUGUUGUCAUUCUCUGAAAGUUCUUGAUGUAUGGGAUAUUAAAAGAAUUCCUGAUCAAUAUAUUCUUAAGAGGUGGACUAGGGAGGCAAGAAAUGAGGCUGUUGCAAGCAUGAAUGAAGCCAAAGUAAUGGAAGAUAAGAAAUUGACUAUAGCUGAGCGAUAUAGAACAGCUUGCCCUAUAUUAGUUGAUAUUGCAUCUCGAGCAUCUGGAGAUGAAAAAGCCUUUGAAUUGGUGGGGAUGAGAGGAUGGUUCAAGAAAGUCAAAUUGAAAGCUUACUUCAGAAGGCAAAAGGGUCAACAAGUUGAACCAUCGAAAAAGAAAAAUGAGAAAUCAUCUGAUAAAGAUCAAUCAGUACCACAACAAUCUCAGGUAAAUUAA
Messenger RNA from Rosa chinensis, 1251 nucleotides. Its product is annotated as protein FAR1-RELATED SEQUENCE 4-like. The record is from RefSeq and is a predicted model, not a curated record. Gene Ontology annotation, biological process: regulation of DNA-templated transcription. Bases 1 to 1251 code for a protein of 416 amino acids. The transcript has 9 exons. NCBI's taxonomy places the organism in Eukaryota, Viridiplantae, Streptophyta, Magnoliopsida, Rosales, Rosaceae.